Molecule: messenger RNA, 4229 nt
Organism: Macrosteles quadrilineatus (aster leafhopper)
Lineage: Eukaryota; Metazoa; Arthropoda; Insecta; Hemiptera; Cicadellidae
Gene: Rph
Product: rabphilin-3A
Exons: 17
Coding region: 57-2075 (672 amino acids)
Biological process (GO): intracellular protein transport
Cellular component (GO): membrane
Molecular function (GO): small GTPase binding
Source: RefSeq, a predicted model, not a curated record
GGUUCCCUCCAUGUGCUCACAUUAACUCGAUCAAAAAUGAGAUUUUUGUGAACAACAUGGUUGACCUAGACAGUGCACGCAAAGACUCAAAAUGGGUCUGUCCAAACGACAGGGGUCUAGCCCUACUUGCCAAAGUGGGGGCAGGGUGGUCAGUGAAGACACAGCACAACCAGACGUACCGUCAACAAUCAGUGGCUUUGGACGAAACAGAACAACAAAUCAUCCUAGAGGUCAUCAGAAGGGCAGAGGCUUUGGAGAGCAUUGAACAAGAAAGAGUUGGAAGGUUGGUGGACAGGUUAGAUAAUAUGAAGCGCAAUGCUAUUGGCAGUGGGACAAACCAAUGUAUUUUGUGUGGAGCUCAGUGUGUUCUCUUUGGUGUGAUCACCACCAGCAGCAUAGUGUGUCGGGAUUGCAAAAAGAUGGUAUGCCAGAAAUGUGGUGUUGAAAGUUAUUCUGGAUCAAGAAAAGAAGUAGUAUGGAGGUGUAAAAUUUGUUCUGAAACCAGAGAAAUGUGGAAAAAAUCUGGAGCUUGGUUCUUUAAGGCUAUUCCUAAACAUGUUCUCCCUGUUAAGAAACCUCCUGAAAAUAAGUUCCUGUAUGGAAGUCGAGCUGGUUUUGAUAAGAAAAAUUGGUCUAGAGCUUCAAAUAUGAGAUCAUUGGAGGCAGAAGAGGAGUCAAGUUCUGAUGAAGAGAGAGCGUCUCGUCUUUUAUCCUCACGUUCCAAACGAAACGAUGAACCUGUGAAUCAAAGCCAGUCAAGUUUAUGGCAAGUAUCUCCAGUUGAAAAACGAAGUCCUGGAGCUCGUUCCGUUGACUUAACAGCUGAAGUACCUAGCAUUGACGAUCGAUCAGUUGGGUCGAAGGUAGUGAUAGGGGGGUCUAGAAGGGGGAUGCCGACCCCCUACAGACGUGAGACUAGUGAGAGUUCAGAGUCUGGUAGUUCUACUAGUCAAACAGUCAACCACCACACUCUGACCCAUAGUUCUGACUCUGCAGCAUCCCGCAGUCCUCGCAUGAACAACGGAGCCACCGAAGACUUCAAUUACUCCCCCUCCUUCUUGUCACACAGUAGACAGAACUCACAACUAAGUCUUCUGACAAGCCAAGGCUGGUAUUCUGAUUCUGAUCGGUUCUCCCUCUCAGGAAGUUCUCUCAAUGGGCAGAAAUGUAGUCUUAACAUUCCUGAUGAACCUAUAGAACAGACCACCUCUCUAGAUGCUAACCUAGGUCUCCUAGAACUCACUUUGGUCUAUGAUUCCGUCGCAAGCUCAAUUCAUGUUUCCCUUCACCGUGCCAAGAAUCUCAAACCCAUGGAUAUAAAUGGUUUGUCUGAUCCAUUCUGCAAAUUGAAUUUGUUACCUCUAGGAAUAAAAUCCCAUAGACUGCGUACAAGAACUGUUCAUAAAACACGCAAUCCUGAAUUCAAUGAAACUUUGACAUUCUACGGUGUGACAGAAAAUGACCUGGCUGUAAGAGCUCUACAUGUUCUUGUAUUAGAUGAUGACAAGUAUGGCCAUGACUUCAUGGGGGAAGCAAGAUAUCCUUUGGACCGUCUUCGUCCUGACGUUGCCCGACAGCUCACACUCUUCUUGGAAAAGCACUAUCCAGUGGAAAAUGAAGAAGAGGUGUGGGGAGAAGAGGGCUGGACUCAUGGACAAAUUCUUAUCACUUUAUGUUACUCAACCAAGAGAAAAGCCCUGAUUGUAGGCAUUAUACGAUGCACAAACCUACUUCCCAUGGAUAGUAAUGGCUUUUCUGAUCCAUUUGUGAAAUUGUAUCUGAAACCGGAUCACUAUCACAGAAAAUACAAAACUAAUGUAAAAUGGAAAAGCCUGAAUCCAGUUUUUAACGAAGAAUUUGUAUUUGAAACGAAAAUGACUGAUCUACCACAACAAACCCUGGUGUUAACAGUAUGGGACAAAGAUUAUGGGAAGAGUAAUGAUUAUUUAGGAUGUUUGGAGCUGGGAUGCAAGUCCAAAGGAGAAAGGUUGCGUCAAUGGGUCGACAUGAUCAAAUUCCCUGAUCAUAAACACGAAGGGUGGCACAACUUGUGUGAAGAUCCUCCUCCCAGCUAAAAUAUAUUCUCCUCAUCUGAUACGUGAUGAAUAUCAUAUCAUAAUGAUUUAAAUUUGAUACUUUUAACAAGUUUUCAGGUAUAAUGUUCAGUUAAGUUUGAUCCUUCCAUGUAUGUGCCAAAAACUUUUUCUAGCCAAAGAGUUUUCACUUGUAUUUGUGAAAAUAAAUUGUAUGUUGACAUGGUUAUUUCCAAUGGUUAAUGGUGCUGUGGCUUUGAGUUUGCUGCAUUAUUUUGCGUUUAUAUUAAGGAACAAAUCUAAGUACCUAAGCACAAAAACAUGCUCAUGCCUCCUUAAGGCACAAAUGGUAGUACUAGGUAGUAACCUACCAUUUCAGGAGACACAGAUUUUGAUAAUUGUGUCUCAUGUUGAUUAGAUAACUGAAUUAAUUUAGAAAAAAUAUGAUCUGAAAGUUUCACAGUUGUUUACAAGCAUAUUUUUUACCACACAGUUAUUUUUACCUAUCUCAUUUCUUACACAUGAAGAGCACUGUAUUGAUUUUUAACUCAAACAUUUUUUAGUCUAUUAUUGGGGUUACUAUACUUCAAAAUUGAAUUGUUUCUUAUUCCCCCAACUGUGUUUUGAGUUUAAAUCACCUCAGGGAUAUAACAUUAAAAAAUAAACAAAUAAGAGUAUUUAUGUUAUUUAUGGGUUGAUUAAAACAGCAAAUUAUAAUAGUUUGUUUAUAACCAACCAGUUUACUAAUAAAUCAGGGGUUUUUAAAUUAGAAGAGAAAUAUGAAGUUUGUAUUUUUGUCAUUUUAGUAAUUUAUAUUUCACUAUGACAUUAGAAAUCACUAUAUUUGUAAGAGCUUUUAACUAUUAUAAGAUUUUAUAUUUAAAUGCAUUACAGUACUUAUAAUUGCUACAAAUCAUGAUAUAAGAUUGUGUGUGUAUAUCAAUUUGCUUACACAAUUUCUAAGGGACUAGUUUUUACAUUUAUAAAUAAUCGAAUGUUUAUUAAAUGGUUUAAAAGGGGGUUCAGCUAAAUAUUGUAUGUUGUCGUUUUAACAUUUGCUUUGUACAAUAAAACGCUUUCAAACUUGAUAUUCCUAUAUGCUUAAUAUAUCCAUUCAUUUGCUUUGAAAAUAACUUAUUUGUGUUUGUGAAGUGCAUGUGUGUAGUAUGAUUGUGUUUUUGUUUCAUACACAGGACAACUAUUUUUAUGUCAUUUUUUACUUUUAAAAAGACAAUUUUUCUUUGGUUGAAGGUGACUUCUUAUCAACAUGACAUACUAGGCUUAUUGUUAAAACAUGUUGAACAAAAUUCAGUAUUAUAUUACCUAGGUUAGGAGUGUUAUUAUUGAGUCCAUGAUGGGUCCGUUACUUGUUAAUAAAGCCAUUAAAGUAUUGUGAAGUGAUGUAUUUAAAAUGUGAUUUUUAUCAUAAAUUUUAUAUAACUCUGUUUACAAUGUUCUAAUCCAUAUAGCCUGCUUAAUAUUUAAAUAAAUCAUAUUUAUUAAAAUUGAAACUAUUAACAAAAACUGUGUGCAUUUGUUUACAUUUAUUUUCAGAAAUAGUACAUACUGUAAACUAUGUCUUAACUCAGGUUUUACAUUCCAACUAAAAAUUUAAACUGUGUGUACGUUGAACUUGUAUAUUCAAAUUCACAAGACUUCUUUAAUGUUUCUUCAAAAUACACGAGGUUCGACAAAAAUAGAUUAUGUUUACUGAGACUCCAACUUCGACUUAUAGAAGUAAAAUAUAAUUGUGAAACUCUUUCAUGUUAUGUGGGGUUAUUCUUUAACUUGAACUAGUUUAAAACUUUUGAUUAAAAAUAAACAAGAAAUUGGAGAUUUUGAGCAAUCCAGAUUUGAGUUGGCUAGAGGCACCUGGCUAAACCAUAAUUAUAAUAAUUAUUUUUAGUGCACUCAAGCUACAUAAUAUUCAAACAGUAUUAGGUUUUAAUACAUGUUGCAAUCCCUAGUGAUCUGUAUGUAAUUAAUGCCAAUGGAUUCACGUACAAACAACAAUCAUCUUUUGAAUACUACCAAAAACUACUUAUAUGUUUUCAAAAACUCUUUUAAGUAUAAUGAUUUAGUAAGUAGUAAGUAAUAUGCUAUCACCCUAGUGUUCUUAUGAAUUUCCCCAAAAAAUUGGGUUUUAAAAUAUAAAAUUUGUAUUCUCUUUCAUUUACUUCAUAUAACUUAAUGUUA